This is a messenger RNA of Artibeus jamaicensis (Jamaican fruit-eating bat), 2403 nucleotides long. It is a transcript of the gene SSTR2, whose product is annotated as somatostatin receptor 2. The transcript is spliced from 2 exons. Lineage: Eukaryota; Metazoa; Chordata; Mammalia; Chiroptera; Phyllostomidae. Gene Ontology annotation, biological process: cellular response to glucocorticoid stimulus; neuropeptide signaling pathway; cellular response to estradiol stimulus. The coding region runs from base 359 to 1468 and encodes 369 amino acids. Gene Ontology annotation, cellular component: membrane; neuron projection. Gene Ontology annotation, molecular function: somatostatin receptor activity; neuropeptide binding. The record is from RefSeq and is a predicted model, not a curated record.
AAAUGUGCCGACGGGCCGGGGCUCCGCAGGGUCAGUCCCGGCGGCGCAGCCCUCCGAGCCCAGAGCCUCCGUCGGCGGACCGGCGCUCAGGGUGUGUCGGCCCCCGCGAGCUCUCCGAGGCGUGAGGCGGGAGCCAGAGCCCGCAGGUCGGGGACACCCAGCGCAGUGUGCCUGCUAAGCUGCUGCGCGCUCGGGCGCCCAGCUGGACUGUGGACAGCCGCUGGGUGCCAGUGAGCUAAGCUAGCGGAUUGCAGCAGAAAAGCAAAGAUGUCCCAUUGGCUCCUUUGCCUCCAGGACCCACUAAGGUGAGAAUAAGAUCUUUGGCUGGUUGGAACUAGCCUAAGACUGUAAGGCAGCCAUGGAUAUGGCAUAUGACCUACUCAAUGGCACCCAAUCACUGUUCUCCUCUCUAUUUGACCUCAAUGGCUCGGUGGCAGCAGCCAAUGGCUCAAACCAGACAGAGCCAUACUAUGAUCUGACCAGCAAUGCAGUCCUCACAUUCAUAUAUUUUGUGGUCUGCAUCAUUGGGUUGUGUGGCAACACGCUUGUCAUUUAUGUCAUCCUCCGCUAUGCCAAGAUGAAGACCAUCACCAACAUUUACAUCCUCAACCUGGCCAUCGCAGAUGAGCUCUUCAUGCUAGGUCUGCCCUUCUUGGCCAUGCAGGUGGCUCUGGUCCACUGGCCCUUUGGCAAGGCCAUCUGCCGGGUGGUCAUGACUGUGGAUGGCAUCAAUCAGUUCACCAGCAUUUUCUGCUUGACUGUCAUGAGCGUUGACCGAUACCUGGCUGUGGUCCACCCCAUCAAGUCGGCCAAGUGGAGGAGACCCCGGACAGCCAAGAUGAUCAACGUGGCUGUGUGGGGAGUUUCUCUGCUGGUCAUCUUGCCUAUCAUGAUAUACGCAGGGCUUCGGAGCAACCAGUGGGGGAGAAGCAGCUGCACCAUCAACUGGCCAGGUGAAUCAGGGGCAUGGUACACAGGGUUCAUUAUCUACGCCUUCAUCUUGGGGUUCCUGGUGCCCCUCACCAUCAUUUGUCUUUGCUACCUGUUCAUUAUCAUCAAGGUGAAGUCCUCUGGAAUCCGAGUGGGUUCCUCUAAGAGGAAAAAGUCUGAGAAGAAGGUCACCCGGAUGGUGUCCAUAGUGGUGGCUGUCUUCAUUUUCUGCUGGCUCCCUUUCUACAUAUUCAAUGUCUCCUCUGUCUCUGUGGCCAUCAGUCCCACUCCAGCCCUUAAAGGCAUGUUUGACUUUGUUGUGGUCCUCACCUAUGCUAACAGCUGUGCCAACCCCAUCCUGUACGCCUUCCUGUCUGAUAACUUCAAGAAGAGCUUCCAGAAUGUUCUCUGCUUGGUCAAGGUGAGCGGCACUGAUGACGGGGAGCGGAGUGACAGUAAGCAGGACAAGUCCCGACUGAAUGAGACUACAGAGACCCAGAGAACCCUCCUCAAUGGAGACCUCCAGACCAGUAUCUGAACUGCCUGAAAAAUAAAUAAAUAUAACACCAAGCUCUGCCAAUUGGCAAUGUACCCCCUACCCCCACCGACUCGCGCCCUCCUGCCCAUCACACCUGGCUUCUAGAAUAGGGAAUUGCUCAGCAUGAGUUCAAUUCAGGGAAGAGUGUUUGAGUUGGCUUGUCUGAGUGAAUGAUUUGUAUUAAAUUGAUUAACUCCCCCUUGAAAGUGAACAUUUAAAUGCAGGCAGACAAUUCAAAGUCUGGAAAAGAGGCCAUCAUGCCUUUGAAAUGUUGAAACUCAACAAACAUAGAAAACUGUACCUGAGUUUGUGUGUUUAAAACCCAGUAUGUAAUCUUGUGUUCUUAUAUUUAUACUUGUGUAUCCCUGCCUAGUCCCCGUGCAGUCAUGAUCUACAUUUCCUGUGUUCAAAUACACAAGUAGCAAAUUCAAGUGUGUGUUGUGCAGGUGGACAUUUGUUACAAUACAGUACCCAUGGAAAUGGACUCUCAUGAAGCCAAUAAAGUUUAAGCUUCAGGGAUCUCGCUUGCUUGGGCAGUAUGUUUACAUGGCCAUGUGUCUUUAUAAGAACUUAUAAAAGGAAGAUUUUUUUUGUACUCUUUUUCUUAAAGGGGGCUUCUUAAAUUGUAUAACCCUCCAGUCUCACCAACACUGUAUCUGCCCCUGGACAUUUGCUUCAUUCAUUUCAGACAAGCUAUAUCCAGGUGAGAAGGGGAAGAGAGAAGGUAUUUGAGGACCCAGAACAUUGUCAAGUUGCUUUAAUUUUUCUUAGGGAGCCAAGGAAAAGAGGGGUGGGGUGUGGAUCACUAACAUGAAAGUCAAGAGACAGACUAUAAUUCCUAUGGGAAAACAAUUUUCUCUACUGUAAAAAUAAAUGAGUAAGAAUGAAGCAAAAUUACAGCUUUUAAAGAAACCAUGGAAUUGGAGGGGGGGGGG